Molecule: messenger RNA, 3522 nt
Organism: Scomber scombrus (Atlantic mackerel)
Lineage: Eukaryota; Metazoa; Chordata; Actinopteri; Scombriformes; Scombridae
Product: adhesion G protein-coupled receptor E1-like
Exons: 24
Coding region: 314-3298 (994 amino acids)
Biological process (GO): adenylate cyclase-activating G protein-coupled receptor signaling pathway; cell surface receptor signaling pathway
Cellular component (GO): membrane
Molecular function (GO): calcium ion binding; G protein-coupled receptor activity
Source: RefSeq, a predicted model, not a curated record
AGUCUUGUUUUUCAGAAAAUAAACCCCUAUUUUUCAGUUUGUAUUACACCACAAAAUAGUACAAGGGCUUUUCCAGAUGCUUUUCUGUGUGUAUGUGCAUAUCUGUCCAUGAGGUGCGUUAACGUGCAUAUUACUCACUUGGGGACUCGCACAGUGUAUUCAGUGCCAGAGGAACUGCUGCUCCCUUGUGAAACAAACACAUCCACAGAUUUUUUUUUAGAGGGCUUUAUCUCGGCACUGGACCAGCACCAAAAAGUCCACAGCGUGUUUUAAACUUCGUCACAGCUGCAUGAUGGGCUGAGAAGGACCUGUCAUGGUGAACUUAUGUGCCUCUUCACUUCUCCUGGGAUCCCUCUUCAUCCUUGGCCAUUGUGCUUUUCCUCCUGGUUCAUGUGAUGGAUACCAAAACAUAACCCAUCCAUGGCGCAACAAAGCAUUUACAUCAAAUUCCUUCACCGGCUACCCCAAGGAUGAUGUGCAUCUUGUUGGGUCAUGGUGGCGCUUCACAGGGAUUGGUGGAGACAGAAUCAUUUCAAGCUGCAUUGGGUCCUCUCUAGGUGGUUCCUAUUAUCCCAUCUAUGUUCCAUUUUCAUAUCCAACAGCUGAAUCUGUAACUCCAACAACAGGGACUGCAUAUACUUAUUAUUCAUCGUGCAGUAGUUACGGUCGUACGAUGAGCAUGGCUCUCUGUCCUGGAGGAUUCUAUGUAUACAAACCAGCAAGUCACUCAGUCACCCAUUCGGCUUAUGCAACCUAUCAUUAUGAUUGUAAACCAGACUCCUGUGGACCACUUGCUCAGUGUAACACGGAUGGAGGCUGCGUUUGUGUUUCUGGGUAUGAAAUCCCACCAACGCACCUACCCACAGGUGAUACAUAUGGUUGUGUUGACAUUGAUGAGUGUCAAAAGGCUUCAGAAACCUGUGGUCCUUAUUCCAGUUGUAACAACACUGUUGGAUCAUACAACUGCACAUGUCUGAUUGGAUUCAACGCAGCAAAUCCAGCAUUACCAACUGAAAAUUCCAACCUAUGCAACGAUAUUGAUGAGUGUCUCGACAAUGUCUGUGGUGAUGGUGGGACAUGUGACAACAAACCAGGAAGUUAUUCAUGUGAAUGCCAUAAAGGCUACCAGAUAGUACCCGACGCAACUCCUGUUUGCCAAGAUAUUGAUGAAUGUUUCAACUCCACUAUCUGUGGCCCUGACUCUGUUUGCACCAACACACCUGGAGCUCACACCUGUGCAUGUGAAGUGGGGUACACACCAACUCAACCAGACCAGGAACCCAGCGAGAACAACAUCUGCCUUGAUAUUGAUGAGUGUGUGAAAGACCCUCCCAUCUGUGGUCCUAGUUCCAACUGCACAAACUCAAUCGGGUCUUACAACUGUACUUGCUUCAUUGGUUAUCGACUGAACAACCCAGAUGUGAUAGCCAGCUUGGCUAACCCAUGCACAGAUAUAGAUGAGUGCAGUGAGACACCUGGUUUAUGUGGUAAACAAACUGUGUGUACUAAUGAACCAGGGACCUUCUAUUGUUCUUGUCCGGAUGGAUUUUUCCCUUCAACAGGAAUCUUGUGGAAGAUGGGUGUCUCAUUUUGUCAAAGUCUUCAAGAUAUUCUAGAUGCAAUUGUACCACCAGAGGGUCAGACGAAAGAGAGAGCAUUUCUUGGCAAUAUGGAUCAACAACUUAAGAACAACACUGGUGUGGUCUUACCUGAAGCUACAGUGGCCAAUAGCUUUUCUGCAUCUAUGGAGGUGUCUGGUGUUGGACCAGUUGCCAGGUCAAUCAGCGUUAGUAGUGAAGGAGAUGGGGAGACUGGCAGUGUGAUUCUGGGCAUCUCAGACCGUCUAGUUGCUGCGAUGGUGUCGCCAACUCAGAACCAAACCAGAAAAGCAGUGCAGACUUCAACAGUGGAUUUGAGCCUACGUACCAUGGGUCCAGGGAGUCAUGAUGACAUCAGUGUCCUCCUGUCCGCCAAAGGACAGACCAUGGAUAUCAACUUGCAGUCUCUGGCUGAAAAGAACAAUGGUUCAGCAGCUGUUGCCUUCAUGACACUGACUGGGAUGGAGAGUCUUCUCAGUCAUCAGUACUUUAAAACAGAAAACAAGACAGAGAUGUACUCGGACGUUUUCACCGCAAUAUUACCCUCAGUAAACCACACCAACCUCACUGAGCCUGUCAACUUCACCAUCCAACACAAGAAGAAAGUCCCUGAAUCUGGAAUAGUGACUUGUGUGUACUGGGAAGAAAAACAUGAGAACAAUGAUGAGGCAGGAAAAGAGGGAGAGACGAUGCGUUGGUCAGUGGAGGGAUGUUGGGUUGCAUACUCUGAUGAAAACUACACAGUGUGCAGCUGCUCUCACCUUUCUACCUUUGCCCUCAUCAUGCAAAUUGGAGAGCCUCCACCACAGAAUGCUUUCUUAGACUGGCUGAACCGAAUGUGUGUGAUUGUCGGACUUUUCUUCUUUGCUUUGGCCAUCCUCACCUUCCUCCUGUGUAGCUGGAACCCCAAGAUCAACAACACAGCCCGUCUUCAUCUCUGCCUCAACCUCGCCUUGUCUCAUCUGCUGCUGCUGUGGAGUGACAAAUAUGUUGAAAAUGAGCUGGCCUGCACUGUUAUGGCAGGGUUACUCCACUUCUUAGUUACUGCAAGUUUUGUGUGGAUGCAGCUUGAAGCCCUACAGCUUUACCUGCUGGUCCGAAGGCUCUCCAAGGUGCAGGUGAUCCAGAGAGAUGGCCUCCCCAAGCCGCUUCUCUACCUGGUUGGCUAUGGUAUUCCAUUUGUGAUUGUAGGUAUUUCUGCACUGGUGUACUCUGAUGGAUAUGGUGCCACUGAGGCAGGGAUGUGCUGGCUUUCAAAACGUCGCAAUUUCAAUUGGGCUUUAACAGGCCCUGUGUUUGCUGUCAUUGGACUUAAUUGGAUAGUGUUCUGCACUACAUUAUGGAGUCUGAGACCCACCUUGGCCAACAUGAGAAGUGAUAUUUCUCAAUCCAAAGACACCAGGUUGAUUUUGUUCAAGAUCCUGGCCCAGUUUGUCAUACUGGGCUGUACCUGGAUUCUAGGCCUGUACCAGACAAACCUUUUCUUCCAGGUCCUCUUCAUUUUCCUCAAUUCCCAGCAGGGAACCUUCCUUUUCAUUGUACACUGUCUGCUCAACAAGGAGGUGAGAGAAGAGUACAAAAGAUGGCUGACAUGCUCUUUUGGAGAGGAUAACACUGUGGAGAAAGAUGUACCUUCAGUCUCUGAAGACUUGGACAAGCCUGAGGCACAAACAAAUCAGGAGAGAAAAGAUGAUGAAUAAUCAUUAUGAAAUGAGCAGAAAACAUGGAGUCAGUCUUUUAUUCAUGUUUAGAAAUAAUUGUUUCAUGAAGGCUAAAGGUGACUUGUAUUUCAAACAUGAAUGUCUACAUUUAAAAUGUAUCAUUGUAUCUCUCUUAUUGUUGUAGUUGGCCAUGGACUUGUAUUUUGAACUAGUACUCAGGUUUAUUUCGGUUUUACUUAUAAUACAAUGAAACAGUGCAACAA